Molecule: messenger RNA, 2659 nt
Organism: Cryptotermes secundus
Lineage: Eukaryota; Metazoa; Arthropoda; Insecta; Blattodea; Kalotermitidae
Product: putative fatty acyl-CoA reductase CG5065
Exons: 9
Coding region: 287-1852 (521 amino acids)
Biological process (GO): long-chain fatty-acyl-CoA metabolic process
Cellular component (GO): peroxisome
Molecular function (GO): alcohol-forming very long-chain fatty acyl-CoA reductase (NADP+) activity
Source: RefSeq, a predicted model, not a curated record
UCUGGCCACGGCUCGGGCACAGCGCAAGGGUACAUUCACUCCACGUGCAUUGCAGUCUCCAGAGUGCUGACUUCGCUGUUGCUGCUCUUAGCAUCCUUCAGACUACUUCCUUUGGAGGAAUGCUACACAUUGUGUGACAAGUGUUCAGUGAAGUUAACUUCCAGGUCGAGGGUUGAGUUAGCGUAAUUCGGGUCACCAAGGCUAAAGUUUUGUUGUGGGGUAAGAGAAAUACAACGCAACCUACUUCCAUCGCUUCUGUGGCAAAGGCAUCCGAGUGCAUAGGAAAAUGGCGGACUCGGGCAACAGGAGCAGCCCGAUAGCGGAGUGGUUCAGGGGUCGGAGCCUCCUGGUGACUGGGGCCACUGGGUUUAUGGGAAAGGUGUUGGUGGAGAAGCUGCUGCGGUCAUGCCCAGACAUCGCAACCAUAUACUUGCUGAUGAGACCCAAGAGGGGUAACGACGUGCGCAUGCGUCUGGACGAACUACUUAGUGCCACGAUUUUUGACUGGCUGCGGAAGGAACACCCUGAGGCUCUGAACAAACUGGUACCGGUGUGUGGAGAUAUAACGCUUCACGAACUGGGGCUUAGUCAGGCCGAUCAAAAGAUCCUGGCCGAUAGUGUGUCCGUCGUUUUCCAUUCUGCGGCUACAGUAAAAUUUGAUGAGGCUCUCAAACUGUCUGUUGGAAUGAACAUCAUGGGCACGAAACGAAUUGUCCAACUCUGCCACAAGAUGGUGAAACUGGAGGCUCUUGUCCACGUAUCCACGGCAUAUUGCAACUGCAACCGACAGGAAGUGCGAGAACUGGUGUACCCCCCGCCUGCAGACCCAGAGAAGAUAAUGCAGUGUGUUGAAUGGAUGGAAGAUGACCUCCUGGCGACCAUCACACCCAAAAUUAUCGGAAACCGCCCUAACACAUACACGUUCACCAAGGCUCUGGCAGAACAUGUCUUAGUGGAGCAGAGUGGGAACCUACCAGUCGCAAUCGUCAGACCAUCAAUAGUGACUGCUGCGUGGAAGGAGCCUAUUCCUGGUUGGGUGGACAACCUGAACGGUCCUACAGGACUCAUAGCUGGAGCAGGGAAAGGUGUCCUCAGAACGAUCCUUUGUUAUCGUGACUUAGUUGCUGACUUGAUUCCUGUAGACACUGCCAUCAACUUGCUCAUAUCUGUGGCAUGGCACACAGCUACGGCCAGACCCAACAACGUCCUAGUGUACAACUGCACGUCUGGAAGUCUAAAUCCCAUCAGAUGGAGAGAUAUAGAGGACAUUGGACACGAACUCAUCCUCCAGAAUCCAUUCAGUGAUGUUCUGUGGUACCCCGGGGGAAGUUUCAAGAGCAGUCGCGUGAUGAACAGCAUCUGUGUCAUGGCGCUGCACAUGAUUCCUGCCUACAUAUUCGACAUUGUUGCACGUGUAUCUGGCAAGAAGCCGGUUAUGGUCCGAGUUCAGAAGAAGCUGCAACGAGCGGUUUCAUGUCUAGAAUUCUUCACAACACACGAAUGGCAGUUUACAAACGACAAUGUCACACGGCUCAUGACACAUCUGCAUCCUCAGGAUCGAAAAAUUUUCAACUUUGAUGUCAUGGAGAUUGACUGGAAACCGUAUCUGGGGCAGUACGUGCUUGGAACACGCCGGUUCAUACUCAAGGAAGAUCCCAGCACAUUCCCAGCUGCCCGCAGUCAUUUACGCAAGAUGUACUGGUUGCAUCGCUUCAGCCAGUGUCUGACCGUGAUAGUCGUGUGGAGGUUGCUUAUGCUCCGGUCCGAGACAGCACGCCAGCUGUGGUUCACAAUUCUUAGUCUUAUAUUUCGAAUAGCACAGAGUGUACCUCGUCUUACCCAGAGAGAAUGAUGUUCCCUCACAUCCCAGUCAGGGACAUGUGAGAUCCUAAACUACCUAGAAGUGUUUAGUAAUAUCAAAGGGACUGCCUUCCAUUGUUUGUUAAGCUCAAACAGAAUGAUCAGAUUAAGAGAGUGAAAGAUAUACAAUUAAGGUCAAGAAGUGCAGGAAUAACUAUGAUAUAUAAAUACGGUCUGUUGGAGGGAUGAAAAGAUUUGAAAUAUAACACACUCAUGAUCAAACUGUUGAAAACUGUAAAUCGUUCUAUGCUGGAUUUCAGGUUAUUUUCCUUAUUUUAUAUGGAAAAAUAAUCUUCUGGCAGUUAUCACAUCUAUGUGUUCCUCACAACAGAUACAUUUUGGACCAGUUGAGCAAUUGUUAUGAAAGUUGAUAUGACUUCUUGCCCUUAAGGCCAUCUCGCCUUUGCAUUUUACAACUUUAUAUCAUAAUAUCAACAUGGUAGUUGUAUAUGUAGAGUCUUGAAAUUUUUUGUGGUACUAGAUCUGCAAAAAAUUUGCAACUUCUGUCAAAUUAAUUCUUUUUACUUUGGAAGUAAAAUAUUAUGACAGUCAAGCAAAAUAUAUAUUUAGUUUUCAGUAUGAUGGUGAUAAGUCAAUCACCCAAGUGAAGCAUGUGAAAGUAUGUCUGGACACAUUAUAAAUACAGACCUACCUAAAAUGUUAUAUGGAAUGUUUUCUUGUAUAUCAAUAAUUAUAAAUAUGACGACGAUAUGAAAUUUUCAGGUAAUAUCCGACAGACUUGGUGUAAAGGAUCAGUACUAGCAGGAAUUAUUUGCAGAAAUGAAACAUUAAUUUUAUU